GGGCGGCUCUGGGAGCCGAGGGCGGUGGGAGUAAUUUGGAGCUGGGUUUGGGCACGGAGGGGCCGGGGCGGAGGCUGCCGGGGCAGCCGGCGCGGGGAGCGCGGUGGGGUCUGGAGGCUGUUUUGGGAGGACGAGGCUUCCCGUGGGGAUCCCACGGUCCCUGUCUGGUGUAGCCUCUUCUCACGGUGGAUCCUGGCACGGAAAACCCCCAGUGCUGGAUCCAGCUGAGCCGCUGGUACCGCGGCUACGUGAUGCCGGCAGAGUCAGCAUCCUCCCGGCGCGGCGCGGCACGGGGGGCUGUGGGUCCCCCUGCCCUGGACCUGUGCCCCCCCAGCCUGUCGAGGAGAUGCCAUCCCCCAGUGUGGACCCCCCAGGCCCGCUCGGGGGUCGGCACCACGCGUUGCACCGUGUUUUCCCGGCACGAUUUCCUCCUCUGGCGUCGGUGACGGGAGCGGGGGCGGAGAUGGGGGAGCCUGGGGGAGACACAAAUGUGCGACUGCAGCAUCCUCACUCCCAUGGCUGCAUCCCUCGCGCCUCCUCACGGUUGCCUUGGCAACCUCCUAUCGAUGGGGUAUUUAUAGAGGAUGGGAAGCCGGAGGGGGGGACCGGGAAUGGGUGGGCGUCUGCUGGGUCAGCCUCCAGCUUCAGGCUUCUCUCAGCCUGCGUGGCUGUGUGGGGGCGGGAGGGAUGCUGCUCCCCUUGGCGUCAGCGUGUGUGGUGCUCCAGCUUUUCCUGCUCGCAGGAGCCGGGGGAGGUGGUUGAGGAAUUUGCACGUGGAAAUAAAAAUAAGUGUCUGGGAUGUGUGCCCUUCUCACCGGCAUCGCUCGUGCUUCUGGGCUUGUGUGGACCUGCCUUAUUGUUUGCACUUGGAAUAAACCACCCCUGAGCUCUGACGCUGGGAGCGUUGACACAGAUGCCUGGAAAAAACUGAAAGACUGUAAAUUAAAUGAAACUAUGUUAAAUUUGUGGCCUGAUGAAUGAUGUGGGUUAUGGAGCUGGGGAUCCCGACAGAUCCGGUCUUGAAUAUCCUCAUUUCUGUGUCUCUGUCCUCCUGUCCAUCAUAGAGGGGGAAUGCCCAUGACAGCGAGCGCUUGUGUGGGAACUGUGGCAUGUUCUCUGUGCUGUCCCUUCUUUUAUCCUGGGGGUUUGGGUCUCUUUUUAAAAACCGAUGACAAUAAAAGCGGGUCAGGGGGUCCCUGCUUAGAGCUGACACAUCCUGCCGGGGAAUGCAUGAAUCCAGGGGUCUGUGGGGGAAUCCAUGGAUCUGGAGGGCAGUGGGAGAAUACAUGAAUCUGGAGGCCUCUCACAUCCUCCAGGAGGGCUCACAGAAGCAGGGCUGGGCUGGGGGGCAUAGGAGGCAGCAGACCCCUCCUGUGCAGUCCUGAUGCUCUCCUGCUUUCUCUCAUUCUUGCUUCAACUCCAAUCUGAGCUUUGCAAACUGUUGGGAGGAAACUGCUUUCUCCCUCUGGAGACAGGUCCAGGCUUGCUUGCCCUCUUGCCACUUAUGGUGUAGGAACCUUGGAAACCACGGGGAACCUGAUGUUGGCAGAGAGAGGUGCUCCAUUUACUGGAAGGUGGCUGUUGUGACGUGUGGUGCUCCUGCUGUGAUGGUGUGUGGCACCAGCCCUUCUGUGUGUCUGAGUACCUGACUUUUAUGUGGGAGGAGAGCUGUGUUUCCAGCCCUGCUGACCCCGUGGAUGGCUCUGUGCUGUCCCUGGCCUCACUCCUGCUGAGCGGACCCAAGGGCUUUUGGAAUAACUGAGUAUCUGAAGUCCUGGACCUGAGACCAACAUGUGGUUUAGUUCCUGCUGUUUCUAACUGUGUUUGCUCCUUCAUCCACAAUAGAUCACUGUAGAAGCUGUCUCCUGACAGAGUGGUGGCUUUGCCACAGCAAGAUGUCACAUGAAGUAGGCAGGAGCCCCCCGUGGCCGAGUGAGGCAGCAUGGCAAUGUUCUUGGGGGCCAGGAAUGCCCACUCGGUCCUGAAACGCUUUCCCAGAGCCAAUGGCUUCCUGGAGGAGAUCCGUCAGGGCACCAUCGAGCGGGAGUGCAUCGAGGAGGUCUGCAGCUAUGAGGAGGUCAAGGAGGUGUUUGAGAACAAGGAGAAGACGAUGGAGUUUUGGAAGGGCUACACCAACUCCGUCUACUCUGUCAAGGACCCUGGGCACAGCACGGAGCGCUCUGACGCCAUGUAUGUGGUGGUGCCCCUGCUGGGAGUGGCCCUUCUGAUAGUCAUCGCCCUCUUCAUCAUCUGGAGGUGCCAGCUUCAAAAGGCCACCCGCCACCGCCCUUCCUACGCCCAGAACCGGUACCUGGCCAGCCGGACGGGACGCAGCCUGCCCAGGGUCAUGGUGUACCGGGAGCGCUCCCAGAGCCAGGGGGAAACCCAGUACCAGCGGGAAGCCAGCAACCGGGGGGCUGGAGACGGCAGAGCUGGGGGCACCCCCCCCCAGCAAGACAACACCCUCUGCCUGCCAGAGCACUCGGUCUCCAUCCUCUCCAGACUGUCCAGUGCCACCCCCCCGCCUUCCUACGAGGAGGUGACGGGCCACCCGGAGAGCAGCAGUGGGGAGGAGACCAGCGUCUCCUACAAUGACCCGCCGCCCAAGUACGAAGAGAUCGUGGCCACUGCCCCUGCCACGGGCAAAUAGCGGGUCUGCCUCCCUCCUGCCUCUUCACACACUCACACCCACCCACCCGCCCUCCCUUCGCCGUGCCUGGGACCCCUCCUGGUGUCCGUCGGGCCCCCGCCUCACCUGUACAAGCUGGUGCCAUCACACAAUAGCCUUACCCUCCUAACCAAAAAUAGCUGUCCCCAGGUGGGGUGAGGCCGGGCUGUGGGGGUGGCUCUGGAGCCAGCCAGCCAUCUCCUGCCCCUCACUCCCCACUCACGUAAGUGCUGUAGCAGCCAGAGCCGAGCAGCAGCUUGUUCCUGGCUCAACGCGGGGGUCUCCCCAUGGUGCAUUUGAUUCCUUCACUUCCCCCUCGAGUAGACAUAACAUUUCCCAUGAUUAGAACAGCCUCGCUGCCUCCCUGGGCUGCUGCCCAGCCUCGCCCCACGUCCCCACUGGGCCCUGUUCUGCUCAGGGCUCUGAUUAGGAGUUGGGGAUGCAGGAUUGGUGUGGCAAACCUCUGUCCAUCCUCACAGUUGGUGUCCACGCUCUCUGUUUGGGGAGAUGGUUCUUCCCCGUGUGGAUUUGUUGCCAAGUGGGAGUGGGGAGCCCAGUCCAUACUCUGGUGCCUGUAGCAAUAUUUGCUGUCUGGAGAUCAGGGAGGAGCAGUAAGGAAGGUGUUCUCCUAGAUCCCUUUGAAAAGGGGGAAAGGCUCACGGUGGUCUUGUACCUGAGGUAAGUGGCUUUGGAGCAGCAGAGUCUUUUCCUGAUGCUCUCUGCUUUCCCCCUCUGGGUUGCUGGGCAGCUGGAGGUCUGGCUGUGGCAGAGCUGGCCAAGAGGGUCAUCUCUGAUUCCAAGCCAAACAUGGUCCCAUGGCUUUAAGUGGUGAGGAUGCUCCUUUCUCCUGGAGCGUGGCCUGCCUGGUGUCUGCCCCAGAGGUGGGAUUCUGGCACAGGGAGCCUGCAGACAGGCCAAACCUCCCCUCUCCCUACCCCAAUCCGCCCUGCCUGACCCCUCUUUUUGGGGUUCUUUCUCCUUCAGAUCAGGUAAAGGGUAAUGUGAGUACCCCCUCUCCUGGCUCCUCUGGUGGGCAGAGUGCUCGGUGGCCAGGGCUGUGGAUGGGGGGCUUGCUGACAGGGAUGGGAGCCAUGAGACCAUGCCUCAACCUGGCCAUGCCAGGCGGGAGCAGGGCCAAGCCCUGCCUGGGUGAUUGUGGAGCCAGGGCAAGGCAGAGCCGGGUGCUUUGCUGUGGGACCAGAGUAUCCCUUUUUGCUGGGCAGCUGCCUUUGGGGUCCAAACAACGGGGCUGUCCUUUCCCAGUCAUGUCUGAUGGAUUAAAAUGGGAGUUGUGCUCACCAACUCCCCAGAAACUUCCAGCACUGCCACCACUCGGUGUUCACCCCAGCACCAGUCUCUCCACCAGCACCAAAAGGUUAUUGUCCAUCCAUUGCAGGUGGCCUGCAUACUGCUCGGUCCCAGUGAUGCUCUCGCAGCAGGUGCCCUCAGCCCAGAGCUGAGACUUGCCCAGCAUGGCUUUCCUGGGGCAGGACAUGCUGGCACCUUGUCUGUCCGCUCCCCAGCCUUAGCAAAUCAAGGUUAUGGGGAGACCAGAGCCUGGAAAAGACCGGAGGGAGACAGCAGGGCUCUCUGCAUCCUCUGUCUUUGAUGCUCAGUCAUUAUCCCUGCAGUUUGUACUCUGUAAAACUUGGUAUAUUUCUGUGCAAAAAAAAAAGGUAUUUAUUAAAAAACCCUCACUGUAUAA
This is a messenger RNA of Pseudopipra pipra, 4373 nucleotides long. It is a transcript of the gene PRRG3, whose product is annotated as proline rich and Gla domain 3. The record is from RefSeq and is a predicted model, not a curated record. The coding region runs from base 1943 to 2650 and encodes 235 amino acids. The transcript is spliced from 4 exons. Gene Ontology annotation, molecular function: calcium ion binding. Lineage: Eukaryota; Metazoa; Chordata; Aves; Passeriformes; Pipridae. Gene Ontology annotation, cellular component: extracellular region.